AUGGCCCUGAUCCGUCGGUUUUCGGCCUUUCUUCCAAUCGUCUCAGCGAGCUUAUUUUCUUUCGGCCAAUCCGUCGUCCCUCGACAACAGCUAUCCGAUUGUUCCGACAAGACACCCAUCCAGGGCCUGUGGGAGGUGACACAUGUAAACGUGACUCAUGAUCAACCGGAACGUCCUGGCACGGCCUCUUGGUCGGUUCUCAACACAUUGACGAAUACAACUGAGGAUCUCAACUGCACGCUGCGCGCAAAUUACAUAUGCGAACUGGACGGGACGCCCGAAGACGACUCGUUCCACAUUUGGCUGCAAAUAAACUUGAACAUAGCGGCUUUUACGCUUAACCAAACACUCACGUGCCAGGACCAGCUUGUUAAGUGCGUGUUUCAAGUUGUUCACGUCCUUUGGCGUUGCUGA
Dichotomopilus funicola is the source of this 414-nucleotide messenger RNA. RefSeq lists its product as uncharacterized. The record is from RefSeq and is a predicted model, not a curated record. NCBI's taxonomy places the organism in Eukaryota, Fungi, Ascomycota, Sordariomycetes, Sordariales, Chaetomiaceae. Bases 1 to 414 code for a protein of 137 amino acids. The transcript has a single exon.